AUGACUGAUUUGCAAUCAAGUAAUAAUGUGGCUUUCCCUGAUGCGAAUGGAAAUAACACAAGUAAACUGGUUCAAAGUUUGCUAGAAUCUGCUAAGAAUCUGCCAAGUAGCUCAUCAGAAUUAGGAUCAAUUCAACUAAGUGUCAACGAAGUAAGACGGAGAGUAUCUCAACUUCGCAGCAAAAAGCCUUCAACCAACGAUAAUACUGGCGCAUACUAUCUCUUAGCUGGUGAUGGUCUUGUACUAGAAGACAUAAAUUCAGUUGUCAAUGAGCUGAAAGGUCAAAAAUCAAAAAGGCCAAGGCCAAUUGAAAUAGACAACGAAAUUGUUGAGGUGGGAUUCACCAAUAGGGAGGAAGACAUACUGUCUUCUAUUGAGAAACAACUGCUAUUUGCAGCUCAUGAUUUCGACAAUAGUAUCAACAAGACGUUGAAAUUAGACUGGAGUCACAAAAAGCAAAAGAUAGAGGAUAAUUUCAGAGCAUUAAUACAGAGAAGAAAACAAUCAAAGCAUGUUCACCAUUCUUUAUCAGCAGUCGAGAACGCUGAAUCAACACUUGGUCUGAAAACCCCAACAUACAACAUCAACAGUAAUUACGAUGAGAGAAUUAAAUUUGAACAAUAUGCUAAGAUAAUUGAGAAAUUCAACCAAUCUUGCUUGGAUAAGUCAAAUCACAGUACGACACUACUAGGGGAGAUGCUGGACAACUUUCAAAAGAGGGGCUUGAACAAUGGAAAUAAUCUUCAAUUCAUGGAUGCUCUUAGCGUAUUAGUUGAUCAUCAAAGAGGUGCAAAUUACGAUCAUAAAGUCAGUAUGAAAUAUUUGGAGUCUGAGUUGUGGUCUUACAUAGUCGAUCUAGGACAUCACAAUUAUAACUCCCAGUUGCUGGAAAAUACGGUGGAUUAUAUCAAGAUCUUUAUUGACAAAAAGCUAAAAAACCAUGAUGGUACAUGGAAGGUUCCUAAUCUGGUAAUGGCUAAUGAAGAUCCACUAUGGAUGAUUGCCUUUUAUCUACUUCGUUCAGGCCAUAUUAGUGAAUGUAUUGAGUACCUAAAUUCUAUGAAAACAUUUCUGAAAAAAAUUGAACAACCCAUUAUCACAUAUUUGAAAGCAAAAGCUGCGAAUGAGAAUGGCCAAUUAACAGGAGACUUCUUGAAUAAAAUACAGAUGGAAUAUAACCAACACAUUAAGAGUAGCAUUGAUGGAGACCCUUACAGAAAUGCUUUAUACAGAAUCGUUGGGCGUUGUGAUCUUUCAAGAAAAAAUUUCUCGUCUAUCACUUUUAGUAUUGAAGAUUGGCUCUGGCUACAUUUAUGCUUGGUAACAAACGAACCAAAAAAAUUAGAAAAGUCAACCCAGUACUGUCUUUCAGAUCUUCAGAAUCUAAUUGUCUCCUAUGGAUCUAAUAAAUUUGCAAAUUCAUAUUUGAAAAUUUUAGUUCUUACAGGCUUGUAUGAGAAUGCAGCAGACUUUGCUUUUGCUUUAUCUUCAAUUGAUGCUAUUCAUUUUGCACUAUUUCUGAAAGAUAAUUGCCUCCUAAAGCUACCACCAUCAGAAGAUUCUAUAUCAACAUCGGAAUCAGGUUAUCUCACGUCUGUCAAAGAUAAAUACUACUUCAACACUUCAAGGAUGUUGGCUGAUUACAUAGAUCAGUUCAAAUUUUCUGAUCCUAGAGUUGCAGCUCAGUAUAUCAUUCAUAUGAAGUCACCCGACAGUGUGAGUAGCAUUGAGCUAUGUAAAAGCUUUUUGGAGAAUCUUGUCCUGGAUACAAGGGAGUAUGCAUUACUUCUGGGCAAGGUCAAUGAAGAUGGUUCUAAACUUUGUGGUCUGAUUGAAAAGCUCUAUCCACUCGUUGAUAACACUGACCCACAAGAUUUCAUUUUGCAUGUAGCCGAUGCCGCUUCCAGGCGUACAUCCAGUGAUUCCAAAGACUUUGAUAACAUACAGCUAUACAUGUUAUUGAAUCAACCUGGAAAGAUAUUCGACAUGUUGAACAAGCAAAUCUCAGAUGUACUAAGUGCAACUCCAUAUAAUCAAGAAAUAGCAGGAUUGGAAGAUUUCACAGGCUUUGAUCCAAUUUUGCUAGCUUAUAAGCUGAUAAAUAGCUACAAAUCAAACUCCGAACAGUUCGUUGAGAGAGCAAGGGAUGUUUGUGUAACGUUGACGUCUAUUUUUGAGAUUAAAGGCCUGGUUACAAAGAAGUUAUGGACAGAAGCACUUAACGCAAUAAAGGACUUAGAUAUAAUACCAUUGAAAGAUGAGGUGUUAUCAAGAGAGAAAGCUAAUGAGUACCCGAUAAUUGAUAGUAAUAUCGCUAAAUGUAUUCCAAAUUUAUUAGUUCUUACAAUGCUCACUCUGAAAAAUAAGCAUGUAUUAUCAGGCACAAGUACUAGUGACAAAAACAGUUAUAUUGAAAUGGCAAAGUCUCUAAUGGUUUAUGCUGGUCUAAUUCAGUAUAAGAUGCCAAGGGAUACCUAUGCGAUUUUAAACAAAUAUGAUAUAAGUAGGCUAGUUAUGACAUAA
This is a messenger RNA of Nakaseomyces glabratus, 2523 nucleotides long. RefSeq lists its product as uncharacterized. Gene Ontology annotation, biological process: poly(A)+ mRNA export from nucleus; protein import into nucleus. Gene Ontology annotation, molecular function: structural constituent of nuclear pore. NCBI's taxonomy places the organism in Eukaryota, Fungi, Ascomycota, Saccharomycetes, Saccharomycetales, Saccharomycetaceae. The record is from RefSeq and is a predicted model, not a curated record. Gene Ontology annotation, cellular component: nuclear pore.